Messenger RNA from Alternaria conjuncta, 1173 nucleotides. RefSeq lists its product as uncharacterized. NCBI's taxonomy places the organism in Eukaryota, Fungi, Ascomycota, Dothideomycetes, Pleosporales, Pleosporaceae. The record is from RefSeq and is a predicted model, not a curated record. The transcript has a single exon. The coding region runs from base 1 to 1173 and encodes 390 amino acids.
AUGGACACUGAGAUGACAUCCCCAGCUCCUACAGCCGACUUCGAAACUAACCUCCUCGACCACUUCACCUCAAAGUCUCGACGCGAUGACAAUCACACUUACGCUACAUCAAUCCACAUUAAGUCCAAAGCCCAAGCCACAGCCUUUGCGCGCACAACCUCCACCCAGCCUCCCGAUCGCACCCUCGUCCUAUGGAUCAACAGCAGCGUCAGCGGCGACCUACGCAACGAACCCUGCGCUGUCGCAAUCGGCUACAACUCACCUGUAACCUCCGCCUGGACCGCCCAAGUCACCAUUGCACACUAUACCAACGCAAACGAAGCCAUCCUCUUAUCUAUCGGCGAAGCCCUCCGCAUCGCAGCAACCCCAUCAAUAACCGAGCACAUCGAUCGCAUACUGGUCUUCUCAGAUGUGCAACGCGUUCUGAAGAGUAUGAGGAUGGGCCAUCCGUUCGGGUUGGUGAGGGAUAGAUGGCUUGUAGACGAUAUACCCCAUCUCACCAAACAACUAGCCGAGAAGAGCGUGGAAGUGGAGUUUCACUGGUUGCCUCCUCUCUCCAGGAUAGAGCCUCACCAACGCAUACGUCAUACCUCGCAGCGGUUCAAGAAGCUUGCGCUGGCUGAAUAUCCGGCUGAGUUACUCGAUCGGAGCGUUAGUUUCCCGCCGGUGAGACUGGACGCGGAACUUGUCACGGGAGGUGCGGGAGAAGACUUCGUGGGCGGAUGGCUGUCUGCUGCGUUCAAGGAUGUUAAGGUUUUGCCGCGAAGAGAGCUGAGUCGUGAUCUGAGGGUUCAGGCCAGGCAGGCUAUUAAUCAGAGAAGGAAGGAGAGGAAGGAGAAGGCCAAGGCGAGGAGGAUUAAGGAUAAGGCAGAGAGGGAGAUCAGGAAGAUGGAGAAGGAGAUGAAGAAGGAGAUGAGGAAGUUGGUGCGUAAGAACGAAAUGAAGGUGGAGGAGCAGGAAGUGCUGGGUUUGGAAGAUGACAGUGAGAUGGAGAUUGAGGAGCAGGAAGUCCUGGGGUUGGCGUAUGACAGUGAGAUGAAAGUGGAGGAGCAGGAAGUUCUGAGUUUGGCAGAUGACAGCGUGGCGACUACAUACGAGCAUUUGGACAACUUUGGGGAGCAGGAGAGGCCAUGUAUGCUCGUGGAGAAGUUUGAAAAUAUGGAUUUGGUUUGA